Aedes albopictus (Asian tiger mosquito) is the source of this 1484-nucleotide messenger RNA. RefSeq names its product transmembrane protein 183. Gene Ontology annotation, biological process: regulation of protein stability. Bases 359 to 1414 code for a protein of 351 amino acids. The record is from RefSeq and is a predicted model, not a curated record. Gene Ontology annotation, cellular component: SCF ubiquitin ligase complex. Lineage: Eukaryota; Metazoa; Arthropoda; Insecta; Diptera; Culicidae. The transcript has 2 exons.
CUGUGGCUGGUGUGUCAUCUUUCAGUGUUUUGAUUCUCUCUACGAUUUUUAGCUGCUUUGUGCUUCCCAAAACUUAUCACCAGUUUCCGAAUUUGCACGACCUUUCCUAAGUUUUGAGCUUAAACAUAAUUACUCUAGGUUUAUUGAAAGUCUAAACGUUCAUAAGUAGCAACCAGCAAAGCUGAUUUAAUCUUGGUUUUUGCCUGACACGAUAUCUGUAUAUGGUGCAAUCGCUGGAGAAGGCACUUCUAGAAGCAAGUUGGUUUUCUAUCUGGAUUAUGAAAUAGAGCACCAGCCCAUAACAGGAAAAUCCAGGGCAGUGCCGUUUGAUUGUCGUUUUCGCUAGGAACUGCUGGGAAUGUCCGUUUGUGUUAAGGUGAAGAACAGCAACAGGGGCUCCACCAAUUCCAGAGAUUUUUCAAUAUACGAUUUCGCGCACUCGGGUCAAUCGAAAGCCCGGGCUCCAAAGUCAAACGUCCUAGCCGUGAAUGCGUCCGAGACCGAUGAGGUACUGGAUGAAGAAAUGCUCUCGACGACGACGACCCAACGAAGAAACGAUCCAAGUGGGAUGGAGACCGCAGGCGCGCCGGAAGAAGUGACCUACUGUGACUAUACCAUCGACAUCUGGUUCCUCAUAUCGGAGCACGUUCGACCGGAGGACGUAGGGCGUUUUGCACUAAUCUGUCGCAAAACGGCCGAGGUAGUACAAUCGGCCAAAUUUUGGCACCAUCUCUAUAGGAAGCACUACGAUCGGAAUGUGGACCUUCCCCGGUGGCUCCAGCCGGACUGUAUGGUACUGAUGAAAGGCCUCCGGGCACGUACCGUUCGAGCCUUGUACUACACCUAUCAGCCGUUUGUGAAUCGGAUCGCUGCGUCGGCUUUUACCGAUCCCCACCGAGUGACAGGCCGGCAGCUCAUAUUCUCCUGGUACACCAAGUGCAAAUCCGGAUGGAACUAUUGCUUCAAAUUGAAAACUCGUUUGAUUCCGGGAAGUCGAGCUGCGCAGUCGGCUCGGAUGCAGGAGCAACGAGAGUCGCUGGAAUAUCUACGGGACAUGUACGCAAACCCGGAGGAAGGUUGCCAAAUUCUGAUCAUCACGACGAACACCAUGCAUCUACUGCCGCAGUACCACGAACAGCUGACGGUGAAAUCCUUCACCCAAACCCUAGCCCAAGGUUUUACCAACUACAAGGUGCGACUGCAGAUGGCCGACUAUUCCAAACGGAUAGUGGACGAGAUGGUGUUCGUGCCAGUGCGAAGGGUACGCCUGCUGGACUGGUGGAAUCCGGAGUACUACCGAGAGGAUCCGACGAUCGAGAAGAAACCAGCAGUGGAAGAGGAACCGGAUGAGUUUCAACAACAGCAGCAGUUGGAAUUCGAUCCGAACGAUGUAUAUUGGCACUGGGAGGAUUGAACAAGCGGAGAGAGGGGGGACGUAACGGGAUGAGAUUGUGAUGGAAAAUUAAAUGAAAGCUUUAAAACUG